Molecule: messenger RNA, 777 nt
Organism: Uloborus diversus
Lineage: Eukaryota; Metazoa; Arthropoda; Arachnida; Araneae; Uloboridae
Exons: 4
Coding region: 1-777 (258 amino acids)
Source: RefSeq, a predicted model, not a curated record
AUGACUGUAUCUCAACUGUUGACUCCAACAAGACACAAGCUAUACCAUGAAUGCCUUAAAGCACUUCUGGCUGCUGGUUUCUCCCCUGACAGUUUGAACAGAUGUGAGCUUCCUGGGUUUCCCAACUUGCCCUAUGUUCCUGAUCGGGAGACAACACUCUCAUUCGCUAUAUUGAAAAGAAAUGAGAUAGCUAUUGCUAUCCUCCUAAAAGCUGGUGCUAGCUGUAAUCCUAUUGGUUUCAAUACUUAUCAUCCAUUGUUGAGAGCCAUCAGCAACCCGACCUUGCGCGAGUUCAACAUCCUGCUGGAGGGCGGGACAGACGUCAAUUACCCACGCUGCAUCUGCACGACAAAUGAAGUGUUCCUGCACUGCCUGCUGACCAGUGGCCGAUUCCUGAGGCCGCUGCUCUACCACGGUUGUGACCCGCGCCCUUGUCUCCUGGGAGACAGGGAGCCCUUCCUGAACUGUUCCGUCCGCUACCUGCGGAGGGAGAGGGUGCCCCUCCGAGAUUACCUGUGCCUUCUCCUGCGCAUCAUGGUGAUAGACGGCAUUGUGCAAGUUGCCCUCCACGACCUUGUGGCGGCAGUGUCUGAUGAUGUCAAGGACAUGCUGGCAGAAAUAGACAGCCCUUCAAGUUUAAAGCAGAUCUGCAGCACAAAAAUUCGACAGCAUCUUUACAGAGCUCAUGGGGUUUGGUUUCCGAAACUUGUCUCUCGUCUGUGUCUGCCCUCCAUGCUAGAAGAUUACGUUGCUUGCAAGGACAUUUUGACUUCAUAA